Molecule: messenger RNA, 3048 nt
Organism: Verticillium nonalfalfae
Lineage: Eukaryota; Fungi; Ascomycota; Sordariomycetes; Glomerellales; Plectosphaerellaceae
Exons: 5
Coding region: 1-3048 (1015 amino acids)
Source: RefSeq, a predicted model, not a curated record
AUGGCUCAAUCAUCGAGGGCCGUGAUCCUGCUGGCUGCGAUCUUGUUGCAAUUCUUGAAUUUGCCGCUUCUUGUCGCUGCGAGUAUCCAAGAAAAGCUCGUCGGAUUUGAGCCAUCCGCCGGGGCCGUUGAAAUCCACAGCGCCACAAUCCUCUACGACGAUAAUGAUCCGAUCGGUAUCAAGAUUGCCGUAAAUAGUCUGGCCGAGGACUUGGAGCAAAUCACGGGCCGCAAGCCACCCGUCAAAGCAUGGCGAGCCGCCAACCAGACCAGCGACUCUGGCUCUCGUACUUCUCCCCAAGCUGUCAUUAUUGCCGCGACCGUCGACUCCCCGCUGCUGCAAAACCUCGAGCGCGCGAAGAAGGUCGAUGUUGAAGAUCUUCGUGGCAAGUGGGAGUCUUUCCACACCACCCUGGUGAAGGAUCCUUUGCCAGGCGUUCGGCAUGCGCUCGUCAUCGCCGGCAGCGAUAUGCGUGGCGCCAUGUUUGGCGUCUACACAUUGUCGGAACAGAGUGGAAAGUCUCCCCUGCACUGGUGGGCGGACGUCCCUGUAACCAAGCACAGGCGGAUUUACGCGCUUGACAAGACGGUGACCCUUGGCGAGCCGAGCGUCAAGUUCCGCGGCAUCUUCAUCAACGACGAAGCCCCUGCUCUCACCGGCUGGUGGGCGAACCACUCAAACAGAACAGACUACACCUUCGACGCCGAAUUCUACGAGCGCGUCUACGACUUGCUUCUCCGCCUCAAGGCAAACUUCAUCUGGCCCGCCAUGUGGGCAAGCUUUAUCCCCAAGCCGGGCCGCAUCUUCUUCACCGACGACAACCGGAGCCAGCAGCUGGCGAGCGACUACGGCAUCGUCGUGUCGACGAGCCACCACGAACCCAUGCAACGGGCGUCCAACGAGUGGACUCUCAACCCGGCAGGCAAAUGGAAUUGGGUUGAGAACAAGAACAAUGUCGUUAAGUUCAUGGAUGAGGGCAUUCGGCGCGCGGGCCAGAACGAGACGUACUUCACGCUGGGCAUGCGCGGCGAGAAUGACGGACCAAUUAACGCAGCCGAUCCUAUCGCUGUCCUCGAGGAUGUCUUUGAGACACAGCGUGGGCUGCUGGCUAAGCACUACGGCAACGAGACGGCCGCACGACAGGUCUGGACCAUCUACAAGGAGGUUGCGACCUACUACGCCGCAGGCCUGACGCCCCCUGACGAUGUGACGCUCAUGUUUACCGACGACAACUGGGGUAAUGUGCAGCGCUUGCCAACUGAAGAGGAGCGGAAAAGAUCUGGAGGCAUUGGUCUGUACUAUCACUUUGCCUACGUUGGACGACCGAAGAGCUGGAAGUGGCAAAACUGCAACAAUUUGCCCAAAGUAUACAAAGAGCUGUUUCAAGCUGCCGAGCGCGGAGCAGAUCGCAUCUGGGUACUUAACGUUGGCGAUAUCAAACCUCUUGAGGUUCCUAUCAAUUUGGCGAUGGAUCUCGCGUGGACCAAGACACGUUUCGACCUGGACAGCCUACCACAGUAUCUCGAGACCCUGGCCGAGAGAGACUUCGGCGCUGAAGUCGCCAAGGACGUCGCGUCAGCUUGGUUGGCCUAUAGCCACCUGAUCGGCAUGCGGCAGUUUGAGACCACCGAGCCCACGACAUUCUCCCAGCUGAGUUUCGAGGAGGCCGACAACAUGGUCAAAGCCUGGAAGUCGCUCGCUGAUCUGGCUCAGUCGAUCAGUGAUAGGCUACCUCGCAAUCGCCGUGACGCUCUCUACCACACGCUUCUGUAUCCUGCGUUGGCUGGGCAUAAUUACAUCUCGAUCGUUCUGGGACAGGGCAAGAACCAGCAGUAUGGUUUCGAGCGACGAAACUCGGCCAACGCCGUUGCUCACAGGCUGAUCGACGAAUUCGAGAACGACCAUGAUCUCGUCCAGAGAUACGACCGCAUCGCCGGCGGCAAAUGGAAAGGCAUCAUGGCGACGCCCAAGUUCGAUAUGAGCGUUGCCGACUGGCGCCCGUCGUCGCGUGACGUCCUCUCCAACUUAUCCUUCGUCCAGCUCCGCCAGGACUUUGACUAUGGUUUCGGGAACCUGGGCAUCUACGUCGAGCAAUCGCGUAGCGCGCUGACGCAGGGCCGCAUCUGCGCCUCUAUCAACCCUUCACUGCCUACGAAAGACGGCUUUUCGCCGAGGAUGCGCCUCAUGCAACCUCAUGGUCCCAAGUCUCGCUUCAUCGACCUGUUCCACCGCGGCGACCAGCGCAAGCCGAUCCCUUGGUCCGUGGGUGCGGCCGAGUCGUGGAUCAAAUUUUCCAAGACGUCGGGCCAAGUCACGGCCGACGAACCGGAGGCACGCAUCGAUGUCAGCAUCGACUGGGCGUCUGUGCCGUCGGGGCUCAGUAAAACGGUCGAAAUUCGCGUUUCGUGGGAACCAGAGCCAUACUUCGACAUUGUUCACCUGCCCAUACUCAACUUAAACGCUCCCGCAGGCUUCAAUGGCUUCCCUGAAACUGACGGUUACAUCUCAAUCGAAGGACCCCACCACCAAAGGUCAUCGGGCGAAGCCAGCGGCGAUGAGAUUGGCUUCCAACACGCGCCUCGCCUAGGCUCCCGAUCCGAAUCCGGCUCCGUCGCAUUACGCCCGUACGCCGCCGCAAAGAAGGCCCCAGAGGAUGCAAAGAAGGCUUGGCUAGAAUAUGACAUCUACAUUCUCGGCGCGGCUACGCGCAACCAGGUCAACGCGACAGUCUACAUCAACGGUGCUUUGGACACCGACCCCGACACCCCAAUGGAGUUCUCUCUGUCGGUUAAUGACGCGGCGGCAAAGUUCACGCGCGUCCUGGGCAAGCCGGCCAAGGCGGGCGAUACGCCUCCAGAGUGGACGGCAGGUGUGGCGGACCACGUGUGGAAGAAGACCGUUGCGCUUGGCAACCUUGCGCCUGGAAAGCACACGCUGAGGUGGCAGGCAAACUCGCCCGAGAUCUAUCUCGAGAAGAUUGUGGUUGGCACGCAGGGCAGGGUGCCAGAUUCCUACUUGGGUCCUCCCGAGACUCGGCUUCUUGAAUGA